This is a messenger RNA of Phytophthora sojae, 1443 nucleotides long. RefSeq lists its product as hypothetical. The coding region runs from base 1 to 1443 and encodes 480 amino acids. Lineage: Eukaryota; Oomycota; Peronosporomycetes; Peronosporales; Peronosporaceae. Gene Ontology annotation, molecular function: transmembrane transporter activity. Gene Ontology annotation, biological process: transmembrane transport. Gene Ontology annotation, cellular component: membrane. The record is from RefSeq and is a predicted model, not a curated record. The transcript has a single exon.
AUGCCAAGCGCAGAGAUCCACCGUCGCAUCGACUCGCUCGAUUCGCGUCUGUCGUGGUUCUACGUCCGUCUCCUCCUCGUCACGGGCGUCAGCUGGGCCGUGCACUCGGCGGAGCUCGUGCUCUUCCUCUUCACGCGUCGACUCGUGGCUCGCAAUGUCGGAAUGGGCACCCGCGCACUCGAAGCGUUGGGCGUCGGCAUCUUCGUGGGGGCGGCACUGGGCGGGCCACUGUUCGGUCGCAUCGCAGACGCUCGUGGCCGACGUUGGGCGUUGUUGCUGUCGAUGAGUCUGUCACUGCUAGGGUUGGCGAUGUCCGCCAUGGCGACCAAGCACUACCACGUGAUCAUCGCUCGAGUGGUGGCAGGUGUCGGCCUGGGCGGGGAGCUGCCGGCCGCUACUGUUUUGGUGCAGGAGCUGAGUCCGAGACCCAUGCAAGGCCGAAUGGUGGCUCUGCUUGAGGCUUUCACAGGCGUGGGAGGCGUCGUGGGCGUGGCGUUAGCCUUCGGGUUGGCGCCACAAAUCGGAUGGAGAGUCACGUACUUGGGUAUCUGCGGCUUGGUGCUGUACGUGGGCGUACUGCGAUUUGGUCUCCCGGAAUCUCCACGAUGGUUGGCGAGUGUGGGGAGAGUGGACGAAGCUCUGGCGGUUGUGGAGAAGCUGGAGGAAGCGCAUGGACAUCGACCGCUAUACAAGAAACUCACUGGAGUUGAUGACCCGAUGACAACGAGAGCUUCUCCGGCAAAAGUGCUGUCUUUGGUUAAUCCAUCGGUGCAUACACUCGUGCUGUGGAUACUAUGGAGCGUCAUGGUGCUGUCAGCAUACGCUCUAGGGGUGUACAUGCCUACACUCAUCAGUUUAUGGGGAUUCAACGUGUUCUCGAGAUGGAGCACGAUGGCGUUAAUUGGCGUGGCUCAAGUGGCUGGGUGUGUAUUCGCGUCGCUUGUACUGGAUGAAUUCGAUCGCAAGCAGGCACUGGCUGCUUUCGCUACUUCAGCUGCGGUGGUAGCGGUCUUGACAAGUCAAACACCGUGGAAUGGCCCAUUUGUGGUCGUGGGCACGAGCGCAGUAUCAGCUCUCAUCGCUGCAAGCUGGAGUUGCGUGCUGGCCUAUGCCCCCGGGAAUUUUGCGACGGAGUGUCGCGGUCGUGGAGUUGGAUACGCGUUUGGCUUUAGUCGACUAGGCGCUACCAUCGGGGCUUUGCUGUGUCCUUACAUGUUCAACGUGUGGAAGAUGCCGGUGAGUGCGAUCGCUUGGGUUUUCGCCGUAAUACUGGUGGGAGUAGUUUAUGGGGUCGUUCUCCCUUAUGGACGCAGCGAUUUGGCACGAGAAGAUGAAGAUAACCUGGACUCGCAGAGAUCUUACUUGUUCGGCUCUGCACCAGAUGAAGAAGACAUCCCUCUUGUCCCGGGUUACAGCUCCAAGACAGCGACCUAUAACGUAUAA